AUGAACUCGGGCUGGCGAGAAUUCCCCCCGCUGUUCUCGGGCUCUCUCAGUAAAAAACACCAGCGCAUUCACACAGGAGAAAAAGCGUAUUACUGCUCAGACUGUGGGGGGAGUUUUAAUUGGCAGAGUCAUCUCCAACAACACCAGCGCAUUCACACAGGAGAGAAACCGUAUCACUGCUCAGACUGUGGAAAGAGUUUUAAUCAACAGAGUACUCUCAAAAAACACCAGCGCAUGCACACAGGAGAGAAACCGUACCACUGCUCAGACUGUGGAAAGAGUUUUAAUCAACAGAGUACUCUCAAAAUACACCAGCGCAUUCACACUGGAGUAAAACCAUAUUACUGCUCAGACUGUGGGAAGAUUUUUACUACCCAGAGUGCUCUCAAAAUACACCAGCGCAUUCACACAGGAGAGAAACCGUAUCGUUGCUCAGACUGUGGGAAGAGUUUUACUACCCAGAGUAGUCUCAAAAUACACCAGCGCAUUCACACUGGAGUAAAACCAUAUUACUGCUCAGACUGUGGGAAGAUUUUUACUACCCAGAGUGCUCUCAAAAUACACCAGCGCAUUCACACAGGAGAGAAACCGUAUCACUGCUCAGACUGUGGGAAGAGUUUUAAUCAACAGAAUACUCUCAAAAAACACCAGCGCAUUCACACAGGAGAGAAACCCUAUCACUGCUCAGACUGUGGAAAGAGUUUUACUGAACAGAUUAAACUCAAAAUACACCAGCGCAUUCACACAGGAGAGAAACCGUAUCACUGCUUAGACUGUGGGAAGAGUUUUACUAAACAGAUUAAACUCAAAAUACACCAGCGCAUUCACACAGGAGAGAAACCGUAUCACUGCUCGGACUGUGGGAAGAGCUUUAAUCGACUGGAGACUCUCAAACUGCAUCAGCGCAUUCACACAGGAGUAAAACCGUAUUCCUGCUCAGACUGUGGGAAGAGUUUUACUACACAGAGUCAUCUCAAAAAACACCAGCGCAUUCACACAGGAGAGAAACCGCAUCACUGCUCAGUCUGUGGGAAGAGUUUUAAUCAACAGAGUAAUCUCAAAAAACACCAGCGCAUUCACACAGGAGAGAAAACUGUCCCAAAUUUGUUCCACGGCAAUAAAAAGCGCAAAUCGUAAAUCUUUCAGACAGAACACCUUAUCCUACACAAAUGUUUCACUUUGUCACUUGGGAUACGUUCCACCAGAAACAAACAUGAACUGAAUUUAACAAUGGAUUUUACAGGUUCAGCAAAAUGAAUCUGAUCCAGCGAUGAUGUUUAUUGAAUUUAAUGUUAUGUUUUCUUGUAUGUUUGAAUAUUCCAGGACAUUCUUCGUGAGUUUUUAGGUCAGUUUUUAGGGUAGUUACGGUAGGAGUUCAGUUCUGAAGAAGGGAAGGUCGUUUAAGUUCGAGUGAGGGCACUGCCAGUGUUUGCACCAGAUGUUAGAUUAGCAUAAUUUAGUCUUUAAAAUUUAGAUGUUGUUAGGAGUACAGUAGGAUUCUUAGUCUGCAACUAAGCAUUUUGGAUCAAACCUUCAGUGCUUAUGCCUAAAAGGUUUUGAAUGCAUUUAAUCGCUUUUCUAGUAUAUACAGAUUUAAUUAUUUCCAUUAAUUUCCAAUAUUUUUUGGGUGAAGCUACUGUCGCGCUGAGCUUUUUAACUGUCCCUGCGGAGCUCUUUAACUGUUAAAAAGCUCUGCACGACAGUAGGUGAACUCCCAGUUACGCAACAGAGGGGUGUGCAUGCUAAAAUCUAGUGUAUUUAGUAUCUUCUCUGCUUGUUACAUAAUUAUAGCCUAUCUAACGUUCCACUCUUGACCUUGUGGCUGUUUAUGAGUGUUUUCUAGUUUUAACAAUGUCUACCUUUUAGAAAUGAAUACAGGAAUAGUCAACCAUGCUAGAAAUUAAUCAUUCAUUAUUGUGGCACUGUCACUACAUUGCAAAAAUAUUUAAUACAGUAAGGAACCUAAGUUUAUUGUUUGAAAUAAAUGUUCUAUUUGUUUAAAUUGUCUUUUCAUCUUUUUAUCUUCUCACAUAAUUUAAACAAAAUUUAUAGGCCAUUUGAAUUGAUAAAUCAUUCUAGAAUCGAAAAUCGUUUCUGAAUCGAACCUUGACCCCAAAAAUCGGAAUCGAAUCAAAUCGAAACACUGAGAGAUUCAUACCCCUAAUAUUUACUCGUGUGUGUUUCAAUAAAAUUCUUUUAUAUUGCAAGAUCUGCAAUCUCGUGUUUUCUCACUAUAUGGUUGAUAACCUUUCUGUGACCUGGAACCUAUCCAUCCUGAGCCUGUUUUAUGUUAUUAUUUGGUGAAGGGUGUGAUUGGAGAUAACCACACCUGCACACUCUUAUUUUUAAAUGUUUUAUACAUUUAUAUAUACAGUUAUUAUUUUUCUGUUCACUUAAUAAUUUAUUUAAAAACUGCUCUCUUUUGAACUGUCACAAUGACACAAGGCUUUGGAGGUUGUUUGUACGUUUUCAGGAAUCAGGAAGGUCAGAGUGUUUUCAUCAACAGGGAGAGCUGUGAGGAGAACGUGACCCUGAGUGGCAGAUAAGCUUCACUGCUGUUCUGGGACCAGUGCAUAUGAACUAGGAGACAACAAGCUCUCUGAGUGAAGUGCUGGGAACCUCUCCUCAGAUAUCCAGCGCAUGCCUGUUCUACACGCCGUAAAGUCGCACACAGGCCAGAAGAUCUUCCCAUCCACUCUUUUCCUCUGUUUCAUCUUCUCACAGACUUUAGGACACAAAAGGAUUGUUUGGAACACAAGGACUGUCUGCUGUGUUCAUGAAGGACACAGAGCUGAACAACAUCAUGAUAAGAACUUGUUGCUCAGACAGGCUGGAGCUGAUAACAUCAUUGGAACAACAAGCUGUUAACUGGACUGGAUAAAUGUAUAACUGCUUGGAUUAAGUCUGGAGGGCUCCCUCUCUUUCUCUCUCUCUGGGUUGUGAAUGUGUUGAUCUAUCACGAUUUUAUUACACUAUGUGUUCACUCGUUGAUGUACUUUUACUCUUUUCUAAUAUAUAUUUAUAUAUAUAUGUAAUGCUGAAACUAUGCUUUUUCCAGUGAACUUUCAUACAUUUUAAAUUCUAA
Messenger RNA from Astyanax mexicanus (Mexican tetra), 3085 nucleotides. Its product is annotated as zinc finger protein 239-like. Lineage: Eukaryota; Metazoa; Chordata; Actinopteri; Characiformes; Acestrorhamphidae. The record is from RefSeq and is a predicted model, not a curated record. The transcript is spliced from 3 exons. The coding region runs from base 1 to 1137 and encodes 378 amino acids. Gene Ontology annotation, molecular function: RNA polymerase II cis-regulatory region sequence-specific DNA binding; DNA-binding transcription factor activity. Gene Ontology annotation, biological process: regulation of transcription by RNA polymerase II.